Molecule: messenger RNA, 1842 nt
Organism: Selaginella moellendorffii
Lineage: Eukaryota; Viridiplantae; Streptophyta; Lycopodiopsida; Selaginellales; Selaginellaceae
Exons: 1
Coding region: 1-1842 (613 amino acids)
Molecular function (GO): FAD binding; oxidoreductase activity
Source: RefSeq, a predicted model, not a curated record
AUGGCGUCCAGUGCUGCUGAGGAUGAUCGCCACUACUACCAGCUGCUAGUCAUUGUGUUGAUGAUAACAUUCCUCCCACUGUCGUUACGUGGAGCAGCAGCAGCAGGAUCAUGCCGGUGUCUCCCGUCGCAGGAAUGCUGGCCAGACGCCAAGACGUGGGAGAGUUUCAAUGCGUCGGUCGGAGGAGCACUGAUAGCAGCAAAGCCGCUGGGCUUCCCUUGCCAUGAUCCUUACUUCGACGAGAAUGCUUGCAAGCUCGUCACCGAGAACUCGGGUGACCCCUUCUGGAGAUCCGACCAGCCCAGCGCGUUGCAAGUCCCCAACAUGGAGAUGGAUGGAGACAAAGGCUGCCUGCUGCGGGGCGACAGAGCCUCGGAAUGUUUGCAAGGUGCCGUACCAAUGUAUGUUGUCGAUGUGUCCACAGUGUCUCAAGUCCAAAAGGCAGUCUCGUUCGCGUCGCAGCACAAUCUUCGACUCGUCAUCAAGAACAGCGGCCACGACAUGACGGGAAAGAACACGGCCCCGGGGUCUCUCAGCAUCUGGGUCCAUCACCUCAAGGAUAUCACUUUCUCGGACAAAUUCCACGAGCUCGCCGAGUAUGAAGUCGAAGCGCCGGAAGCUCAAGAUCCUUGGGUCGCCUUGAGGACCCCCAGGUCUCAGAGCUGCCACACCGGUAAGAACACCCCUUCUGUGAAAGUCGGAGCCGGUGUCCAGUGGGAGGAGGUCUACGCCGCGGCGCAUAAGAACAAGAGGACCGUCGUAGGAGCUCAAUGUGUUUCAGUCGGAGCUGCCGGUGGGUAUCCUCAAGGAGGUGGCCACAGCCAGCUCUCUCCAUCCUUUGGUCUCGCAGCAGACAACGUUUUGGAGUACGACGUCGUCACAGCCGAUGGGAAACUGGUGGUGGCAAACUCCUGCCAGAACAAGGAGCUCUUCUGGGCGCUUCGAGGAGGAGGCGGAGGUACUUUCGGUGUUGUCACAGCGGUCACUUAUGUUGCACACCCGGCACUGACGAACCUCGUCUUCGCGUCGUAUAUCAUCACCACAGGUCCCAACAGCACUUCUUCCGCCUUCAAGGAUCUGCUUGCCAAAGUCAUCAGCUUAAACCCGUCCAUGGCCGACGCAGGAUGGGGAGGCUUCUUCAUCGCUGCCGGCAAGACUCUGAUAGCCCAGUAUCUUCUCCCCAACAAGGACAUGGCCUUUGCAGAGAAGUCGCUCCAGCCCCUGCUUGCAUACGUUGAAGGCUGGAAGAACGAGCUCGUCGUCGUCAGUGGUAAGAUCAAGGAGUUCUCCUCGUACUACGAAUGGCACCUCGAGAACCAGUGCACAAACGGUAAAUGCGGCUUCCCGUCUGGUUUCUCUCAGCUUGAAGCAUCCAGGCUGAUCCCUCGCACCCUUGCUGAAAAAUCACCUUACAAGCUCGCGGAAGCACUGGUUUCACUCGGAGAGAUGGGCUUCCAGCGGAUCUCGGGAUAUCUCGUCGGUGGAGGCAAAGUUUCCAAAGCCCAGGACAACGCCGUCAACCCUGCCUGGCGAAACGCCCUCUUGCAUGUUCUCUACGUGAGGCCUUUCGCCGAGAACAGCACCAUGGAGACCAAGUCGAGCCUUGCGUCGGAGAUGAGCAGUGGUUACAAAAUGCUGACCGACUUGACCCCUGGCUCCGGAAGCUACAUGAACGAGGCCAACAGGAACGAGCCCUCUUGGCAGCAAUCCUUCUUCGGCAGCAACUACGACGCCCUCAAGAAAAUCAAGGACAAAGUCGAUCCCAGCGGACUUUUCGUGUGUACCCAUUGUGUUGGAAGCGAGGACUGGAGCCCCGACCUCAAUUGCCGAGUGAGCAGAUGA